This is a messenger RNA of Rotaria sp. Silwood2, 1452 nucleotides long. The record is from the annotation of a GenBank genome assembly. Lineage: Eukaryota; Metazoa; Rotifera; Eurotatoria; Philodinida; Philodinidae.
AUGGCUUCUUACCGAACUCUUAAAGUAGCAGCUUCUGAAAAGAACAUGUUUUUGAACUUCGACUUGCAACUUUGUAUACGUGAAGGUCUCAAUGAGACGAUGUCAUAUACAACACUUCAUAUAAUUUUCAAUAUUGCGAUGUCAGGAUAUGAAUUUCUCAAAAAAUAUACACUUUCAGGUUAUAAUAUAUUGGGUGAUGGUACACCACAACAAUUAAUUCCAAUGUUAACAGGUUUCAAAGAAAUUGAAUUACCUUCAACACUUUAUCGUGAUCAUAAUAGUUCAUUUGUUGAUAUAUAUCCAUUUAUUUGGAAUAAAUAUCAUCAACAAGGUUAUGUAACAGGCUAUGCUGAAGAUCGUGUUGAAUAUGGUACAUGGACAUUACGUUUAAAAGGUUUUGAAAAAACUCCAACAGAUCAUUAUUUAUUACCAUUUUAUCGAAUGGAAUCAACAAAAUCCUUAUUAUAUAAAUAUGAUGCACAUUGUAUACGUAAUCAAACAUCAUUUGAUGUAUUUCUUUCAUAUAUUAAACAAUUUUGGUUAUCAUAUUCAGAGAAUAAAAAAUUUUUCUUUGCUUUUUUUAAACAAUAUACACAUGAUGGUUAUACAGCUAGUUCAAUACUUGAUUUAUCAUUAUUAAAAUUUUUAAAAAAUUUUAAUCAAACAGAUGAUUAUAGAAAAACUAUAAUUAUACUUAUGACUGAUCAUGGUGCACGCUUUUCAGCUGUUCGACAAACACCACAAGGUAAACUUGAAGAACGUUUACCAUUUAUGAGUUUUAUUUUUCCAAAAUUAUUUCAAAUUAAAUAUUCAAAAGAAAUAAAAAUUUUACAGAAAAAUAUUUAUCGUUUAACAACACCAUUUGAUAUUCAUUCAACUUUAUUAUCAUUAAUUAAUAUGAAUCAAAUGCAUUAUACAAUGAAGAAUUAUACGAAACAACGUAAUAUAUCUUUAUUUCAUCUAAUACCAGCACAACGAACUUGUGAUGAUCUUAAUCUUGAACCACAUUGGUGUUCAUGUUUACAAUGGACAAAUCUUAAUAUAAAUGAUACAAAAGUUAAACAAGCAACAAAUCAUAUAAUUAAUUAUAUAAAUAAACAAUUAUUAUCAGUUAAAAAUAUUUUAUGUCAACAACUUCAAUUUUAUUCAAUUCAUAAUGUACAAAUCUAUCAACCUAAUAAAGCUCUAUUAACAUUUUCAAGUUCGUCUGAUAUUGAUGGUAGAAUACCAACAUAUGAUGAUAAAAAGACUGAUAUAAUAUUUUAUCAAAUAACAUUUGAAACACAACCAAAUAGGGCUAUAUAUGAAGCAACAACACAAUAUUCAAAUAGAUCAAAUGAUUUUAAUACAGAUCUUAAUCAUAUUAGUCGUAUUAAUGCAUAUAAAUCAUCAGCAUCAUGUAUUGAAAAAAGUUAUUCACAUUUAAGAAAAUUUUGUCAUUGUAUUAAAUAA